AUGGGAUUUUGUAACUAUUCUACUAACUAUGCAGAAGGUAACUUUUUAAUUUCUAUAGAUCGUCAGUAUGUGAGAUUUAGAUUUAAAAUAUCUUUGCAUAUUGAUGAUGUAGAAGUUCUUAAUACAAUUAAAUCUAAUUUAAAUGUAGGUACUGUUACAUUAGAAAGUAGUAGAAACCGUUGUUCUUAUAUUAUACAAAAUUACGAAGAAAUUAAAAAUGUUAUAUGCCCUAUCUUUAAUGCAUUUCCUUUGCAUACCAGUAAAAGAUUAGACUUUGAAAAUUUUUCUCAAGCGAUCUUUAUUAAAGAUAAUAAAAAAUUAUCUAAUACUGAUAUAAGCAAAAUAACAGGAUCGGCUUUAUAUUUUCAAGUUGCUCAAAAAAAUACAAGUCAAGAAAGUUUAAAUGCUAUAACAACCUUUUUAACUGGACUAUCUAAUAAUGUUUUACAAAACAGUAAAAUAUUACCUUUGAAUGUAAUAAAUACAAUGAAUGUUAGAACAGAUGUAGUAUCUUUAGUUGUAAAUAGUGUAGAUUCUCUUUAUUAUUACCUUUUACCUUUAUUGGAUACCUCUAAGAUAGUAGCCCUGCUAUUGAAAAUAAAAGGUUAUUACUAUUUACCUGAAGGUAAAACCCUGUUUUUAGAUAUAUCUGACAUUCUUAAUAAAAGAUACAGUACAAAUACUACUAAAAAGAUAUCUGAAAUUAUUGAUAACAUUUUUAAAAGAUCUCAAAUCAUUUUUGAAAAAGAUCCCCCUUUUGAUGUUAAAUCUAAUAUACCCCACUCAGAUAAUGUUCGGAAAUUUAGUAUACAAAAUAGAGCUGAUAACCCUAAAGUUGUAUAUAUAUACACAAAUAAGGGUAUGGUUGAAGGUUCUCCUUUUGUUUCAUACAGUUCUGCACAUAAAGCGUUAGGAUUAAACCCUAGUAGUAAUACAUGUAAUCGUUACAUAGAUACAGGUAGGUUAUAUAAAAAUAAUUUUAUUUUUUCAUCUAAACCCAUAGAUAGUGCGUCUAGGGAUUAA
This is a messenger RNA of Bipolaris maydis ATCC 48331, 1023 nucleotides long. The record is from RefSeq and is a predicted model, not a curated record. NCBI's taxonomy places the organism in Eukaryota, Fungi, Ascomycota, Dothideomycetes, Pleosporales, Pleosporaceae.